Messenger RNA from Linum tenue, 1797 nucleotides. Lineage: Eukaryota; Viridiplantae; Streptophyta; Magnoliopsida; Malpighiales; Linaceae. The record is from the annotation of a GenBank genome assembly.
CACUCUCACAGUGUCAUUCCCCACCAUGCACUCCAACUGUUGUAUAAAUGCCCCUGUGAACUCUCAUCGCCAUCACUGAAAACCUUCGCCUCAUAGUAAAAUCUAAGCUUUCUCCAACCCCAAUUCGAUCCCCAUGGCGGCGACAAUCACCUCCACCUUGAAAACCCCUUUCCUCGACACCAAAUCGGUCUUCAAUGGCGCCCCGAUCCCGGCCUCCAUCGCCCGCUUCACAACCAUGAAACCCGCCUCUGCAGGCGUCUCCAUGUCCAUGUCCAGCCCGCCGCCUUACGACCUGAACUCCUUCAAGUUCGCGCCGAUCAAGGAAUCCAUCGUCUCCCGCGAAAUGACCCGCCGAUACAUGACCGACAUGCUCACCUACGCCGACACAGACGUCGUCAUCGUCGGCGCCGGAUCCGCCGGACUCUCCUGCGCCUACGAGCUCAGCAAGAACCCCGACAUCCGGAUCGCCAUCAUCGAGCAGUCCGUCAGCCCCGGCGGCGGCGCGUGGCUCGGCGGCCAGCUGUUCUCCGCCAUGGUCGUCCGCAAGCCCGCACACCUCUUCCUCAACGAGAUCGGCGUCGACUACGACGAGCAGGACGACUACGUCGUCAUCAAGCACGCGGCGCUGUUCACCUCGACGAUCAUGAGCAAGCUGCUGGCACGGCCGAACGUGAAGCUGUUCAACGCCGUUGCGGCGGAGGAUCUGAUCGUGAAGGGAGGCAGAGUAGGCGGCGUGGUGACGAACUGGGCGUUGGUUUCGAUGAACCACGACACACAGUCGUGUAUGGACCCGAACGUGAUGGAGGCGAAAGUGGUGGUGAGCUCGUGCGGCCACGACGGGCCGUUCGGAGCCACGGGAGUGAAGAGGCUGAUGGACAUCGGGAUGAUCGACAAGGUUCCAGGGAUGAAGGCGCUCGACAUGAACGCGGCCGAGGAUGCGAUCGUUAGGCUGACGAGGGAAGUUGUCCCCGGGAUGAUUGUUACGGGGAUGGAAGUUGCUGAGAUCGAUGGGGCUCCCAGAAUGGGACCAACAUUUGGAGCGAUGAUGAUCUCCGGCCAGAAGGCGGCUCAUUUGGCACUGAAGGCGCUUGGAGAAGCAAAUGCCUUGGACGGUGGAGUCAACGGCAAGGUGAAGCAGCCGGAGUUUGUUAUCGCUGAUGCAGAAACUGCCGGAGAGACUGUGGAUGCUUAAUGAGGACUAUGUAAAAGUAACUAAUAAAUGAAUGUCGAGUUAAUGAUAAUAAGAGGAGAAGGGAAGAAGAAGAACUAGUGUGUGAAUGAGGUGUUUGCUAGUUUCUUUGGGUGUUUUUUCUUCGUUCUUUUGGCUUUUUGGAAGAGUGGUCGUUGACGAGUUUUAGUUAACUUGGGAAAGUGCUAAUCCGUGUUUGAUCUGGAUUUCAGUUGGAGUGCUUCUUGUGUGAGCCAUUUCGGUCCAGUCAAUCAAGCCAACUUUAUGGGCUUCAGGCCUCUACCUGUAAACAUGGGCCAAAUGUUUGAAGUAAUAUCAUGGUGGGCUAUGAUUCUGUCUUGGACUUUUAGACUCCUGCAUGGAUUCAUCAAUUACCCCUAAUUCCCUCGACUUCUCUAGAACGGUAGAAGUACAAGUCCAUUUAUUUUUAGGCUUAAGGAAAGCCCAUUAGUGAAGGAACUUCCUUACGGAACAUAAUGACUUGAUUCUAUUCCAUUCUUAGGUUCAACAUCAUUCGUGCAUAGUCGUAAGUCGGGCCAUUGAAGCUAUCGAAUGGUCACUUAAUCACCUUCUUUGCCCACGAUCUUGUUGUAUGUUCGAGCUCGUUA